GGGUUUUGGGUUUCCCCUUCCUCAUCCUUUAAAACCACGGCUGCCUACUACCGUAGCCCUUUCUCUCAUCUCCGUUUUUCUCUGAGCCCUAAUCCUAACCCUAGCCAUGUCUCUUGUUGCAAACGAGGAAUUUCAGCACAUUCUUCGUGUGCUCAACACUAACGUCGAUGGGAAGCAGAAGAUCAUGUUUGCCCUCACUUCCAUCAAGGGUAUUGGUCGCCGUUUCGCCAAUAUCGUCUGCAAGAAAGCCGAUGUCGACAUGAACAAAAGAGCUGGUGAACUAUCUGCUGCUGAGCUCGAGAACCUGAUGGUGAUUGUGGCGAAUCCUCGUCAGUUUAAGAUCCCUGACUGGUUUCUGAACAGGAAGAAAGAUUACAAAGAUGGUAGAUAUUCUCAGGUUGUUUCUAAUGCAUUGGACAUGAAGCUCAGGGAUGAUCUUGAGCGUUUGAAGAAGAUCAGGAACCACCGUGGUCUUCGACACUACUGGGGUCUACGUGUACGUGGACAACACACCAAGACAACUGGCCGCAGAGGGAAAACUGUUGGUGUCUCAAAAAAGCGUUAAAUCUCCCUUUCUUGGAUUUCCUGUUCCUCCUGCGAAUUUUGUUUGCUUUCCAAUUUUUCUCAAGUCCAUCAUGUCUCUAGUAUGGUUGUUCAGGUGAAUGCAUAUGGUAUUCCCGUUUCACUUAUCUUUCAUCAGUGUUCUCCUCGAUUGCUUGAUAGUUAUUCAAGAGAGGGUUUUGGUAUGGUAUUCGGUUACAUUAAUCGCUACUGGUAGUGAUAAAAGAGGUCUCUGGAUUUGAAUGUUCA
Vitis riparia (riverbank grape) is the source of this 810-nucleotide messenger RNA. Its product is annotated as 40S ribosomal protein S18. Lineage: Eukaryota; Viridiplantae; Streptophyta; Magnoliopsida; Vitales; Vitaceae. Gene Ontology annotation, biological process: translation. Gene Ontology annotation, molecular function: RNA binding; structural constituent of ribosome. The record is from RefSeq and is a predicted model, not a curated record. The transcript is spliced from 4 exons. Gene Ontology annotation, cellular component: small ribosomal subunit; cytosol; ribosome. The coding region runs from base 107 to 565 and encodes 152 amino acids.